GGGCGGCCGCAGUGAGCGCGGCGGCGGCGGGGCUGCGCCUCUCGCCCCGGCCGGGGCUCCCCUCCAUUGUUCCCGGGAGCGGCGGCACCGCGCCGCCGCCGCCGCCCGCGGGGCUCCGUGUGUCCUUCAGCCUGACGCCGUGGCAGGUUGGGAUCAGCGCGGCUGCGGAGAGGAAGAGGCUGGUGGGAGCUGAGCAGACCCUGCGGUGACCCCCGUGCCCACCCGGGCCAGCCCGUGUCCCCAUGGAGUGGCGUUUGCUCAGCCCAGUCGCCAGGCAGUAGCUGCAGCAGUGGGAUGUUUACCUGGAGGUGCCUCAUCCUUUGGGCUGUGCUGGUCACAGCCACGCUCUGCGCUGCCCGCCCGGCCCCCACCCUGCCCGAACAAGCUGUGCCCAAAGCUAAAAUGGAAGUGGAGUCGUACUCRGCCCACCCCGGUGAGCUGCUCCAGCUGCGCUGCCGGCUGCGGGACGAUGUGCAGAGCAUCAACUGGGUGCGUGACGGGGUCCAGCUGCCCGAGAACAACCGCACCCGCAUCACGGGGGACGAGGUAGAGCUCAGGGACGUGGUGCCCGAGGACUCGGGGCUCUAUGCCUGCAUGACCAACAGCCCCUCGGGCAGCGACACCACCUACUUCUCCGUCAACAUCUCAGACGCUCUGCCCUCUGCGGARGAUGAUGAUGAUGAAGAUGAUUCCUCAUCCGAGGAGAAGGAGGCGGAUAACACCAAACCCAACCAGGCCAUUGCUCCGUACUGGACCUAUCCUGAGAAGAUGGAGAAGAAGCUCCACGCUGUCCCCGCCGCCAAAACGGUGAAAUUCAAAUGUCCWUCGAGCGGGACACCCAACCCCACCCUGCGCUGGCUGAAAAACGGCAAAGAGUUCAAACCUGACCAUCGCAUCGGGGGCUACAAGGUCCGCCAGGCCACCUGGAGCAUCAUCAUGGACUCGGUGGUGCCAUCAGAUAAGGGCAACUACACSUGCAUCGUGGAGAACAAGUAUGGCAGCAUCAACCACACCUACCAGCUGGAUGUCGUGGAGCGCUCCCCACACCGGCCCAUCCUGCAGGCAGGGCUGCCCGCCAACAAGACRGUGGCCCUGGGCAGCAACGUGGAGUUUGUGUGCAAGGUGUACAGUGACCCCCAGCCCCACAUCCAGUGGCUGAAGCACAUCGAGGUGAACGGCAGCAAGAUCGGCCCCGACAACCUGCCCUACGUGCAGAUCCUGAAGGUAAAGCCCCGUGUCACCUCGGCCCCUGGUGCCCUGUCCCGGGGCAGGAGCAGGGUGGUGACAGCCCUGGAUGGGCCACAGGAGCCCCCUGGGGCUGGGGACAGCCAGCCUGGGGCAGAUGGAGCCCCAGAGCCAUCUGGGGGACAGUGGGGCUGCCGUGUGCCACAUGGGGCUGUGCUGUCCCUGCCCACGGGGCUGUCCUGGAGCUGGAGCUGAGCCUGGAGCACCCCAGUGACAGCAGCUCCCUGCACAGCCACACUCACACUGCUCCUGAUGUGUCCCUGCUGUGGCACCGUGUCAUUCUGGGUGGCAUUUAAAGGUCCCUCCCAGYCCGUUCUGUCAUUCCAUGCAG
This is a messenger RNA of Malurus melanocephalus (red-backed fairy wren), 1576 nucleotides long. RefSeq names its product fibroblast growth factor receptor 1-like. The transcript is spliced from 8 exons. The record is from RefSeq and is a predicted model, not a curated record. Bases 295 to 1440 code for a protein of 381 amino acids. Gene Ontology annotation, cellular component: plasma membrane. Lineage: Eukaryota; Metazoa; Chordata; Aves; Passeriformes; Maluridae. Gene Ontology annotation, molecular function: fibroblast growth factor binding; fibroblast growth factor receptor activity.